UCUGGAGAUAAGAGCAAGGAUUUUGUUGAGCAACGUCAGAUCCAUUUGACUUUUUCUAAAAUAGGCCUAUAUUUUUUCGACAAAAAUCUAAAGGCUGAAGUGAUAUCGAGAUUGUAGCCUGUGUCAGCGGUAAAAUACAGUUGCGCCCCGAUGACGCCACGACGUUCUCACUUGAAUGAUUGACGUUUUACGAAAGAAUUGCCAGCUGGACUACUGGAGUUUGUCUUAUGUUCUUCCCCCAAAAUCAUGAGAGCAUAAUUUAAAUAAAUUCGCAUUUUGGUACCACAGGAAAUAACUUGGGAAUGUCUGGUCCGAUCACUCAGAAGAGUAAUCCUUUCUAAAAGAGUGAUAGGCUACAAGACAUGGAUGCAGAGAACGGAGAGAUGUUUUUCCACAACAGAGAGGAAGAGAUCAUCACAGGGGAGACCUGGAGUCUUGAUGCCCCAUUUUCUUGCUCCGAUGUAAUCUACACUGCGUCAGAGAAAGUCCUGGAAGAAUGGAAAAUCGAUCCACAUUGUGGUUUGAAAGACAGUGAGUCAGAGGAUGUACUUCAUGCCAUCAACCCAAAUGAUGUCUUUCCCUCCGGGUCCCCUGACGAGAGCCUCUCAGAAAGCGACAGCAGCCAGUCAGAAGACCCCUGCACCGAAACCACGGUGUCAGUAGCUACAGCUGAGCCUGCUCACUCCCCGAAAACUAUCUAUCAGGUGGUCUAUGACAUCAGCACCUUGGGCAACAUAAAGGAGGAGCCACAGCAACACAGUGUUGAUGUCAUAUCCAUAGAACUAGAUGAGUGGAGUUCACAGAUUCUCAUGUCAGACUCAUGUAUCGUCAACGAGUUGCCUUCAGUGUCUGCCAUCCGGCUUAACCAUGACAAUGUUAGCUCUCUGACAUCUUCAGCUUGUAACACAGCCCCAUCCAGUCCAGACAGCCCACUGCUUUACCCAGACCUGCAGCUGACCGAGGAAGAACAGAAGCUGCUGAAUCAGGAAGGGAUCUCUCUUCCCAACAACUUACCCCUCACCAAGGCAGAGGAGAGGGUCCUGAAAAAGGUCAGACGCAAAAUCCGUAACAAGCAGUCAGCGCAGGACAGCAGGCGCAGGAAGAAGGAAUAUGUAGACGGCCUGGAGGGCAGGGCGGCGGCGUGUUCAUCUCAGAACAAGGAGCUGCAAAGAACAGUGGAACAGCUGGAGAAACACAACAUGUCUCUUUUGGCACAGUUGCGUAGGCUGCAGUCUCUGAUCAAACAGACAGCCACCAAAGCAGCACAGACCAGCACCUGCAUCAUGAUCAUCCUCUUCUCGCUGGGCCUCAUCCUCUUCCCCAGCUACAGCCCUUUCAGAUGGAACUCAGUCUUAGAGGAUGACUAUGCCCCAACAGGAGUCAUCUCUAGGAACAUUCUCACCGAUUUGGAUUCAUCCCUGCAAAUAGCAGAUGAUGUGGACAACCCCACCAUCCAACCAAAUUCUUUACCAGUCUCCUCUGACAUUGGGCAAUCAAACUCACAGGAUAUCGCCAGCGUUCUCAAACCACCAAUUGACAUUCCAGAAAUCACUGACUCUGAAGGAAUGGCCCUUGAGGAUAGCCAACCAGGGAACAGCUCUGUUUUAGUUGACAGACGGACUGAAACCUUGCCUUUGGAUCUGAUGUCAAUCUCUGGCAAAGGAGGCACAAACCUUGACCCUACCAAACCAGCUCACGCUGACGAAAUGUAAAAAGUUUGCAUGAGCGUUCAUAUUUAUGUCCAGCAUUUUGCUGUGUUGUAAGGAUCUUUACCCCAUGCACUCUAUUCAACUGCUAUAACCAUUGCCUUAAUGCAGUCUUUGCUUGUGUGAGCAGGGUUUUAACCAUCUGUCGUCAUGGUUUGACAGGAUAUUUUCUAAUUUGUGUGGGAAACUCACACAAAGAUUUUUCUUAUAUUUUUUAUUUAAAAUGUUUUGGAUAAUGCUUGCAGUUUUGACCUUGUAAGUGUAAGUUCAGUUCAAUAUGCAAACCUACCGCAAGCAUGUCUUCCUUCAGAAAUGCAAGAGAUAUAGUUUUAAAUACAUUAUCUUAUCAUAGUUGUGGGAAUAAAUCAUCUUUGUAAACUUA
Osmerus eperlanus (European smelt) is the source of this 2088-nucleotide messenger RNA. RefSeq names its product cAMP responsive element binding protein 3-like 4 (gene creb3l4). Gene Ontology annotation, biological process: regulation of transcription by RNA polymerase II. Gene Ontology annotation, cellular component: nucleus. The transcript has 10 exons. The record is from RefSeq and is a predicted model, not a curated record. The coding region runs from base 363 to 1712 and encodes 449 amino acids. NCBI's taxonomy places the organism in Eukaryota, Metazoa, Chordata, Actinopteri, Osmeriformes, Osmeridae. Gene Ontology annotation, molecular function: RNA polymerase II cis-regulatory region sequence-specific DNA binding; DNA-binding transcription factor activity, RNA polymerase II-specific.